This is a messenger RNA of Oikopleura dioica, 459 nucleotides long. NCBI's taxonomy places the organism in Eukaryota, Metazoa, Chordata, Appendicularia, Copelata, Oikopleuridae. The record is from the annotation of a GenBank genome assembly.
AUGUUAACAAGAAAGAGAUUGAUGAGGCUCAAUUUUGAAAAAGACGUAUUUGGGGAGUUGACUGACGGGGAGGAUUGUCGUGUCCAUAACGGGGAGAAAAAAGGCUCUCUCAAGCAAAUUGAUGAUAUGCUCUCUCAAGCCGUCAAUGAACUCGUUAUUGAACAGUUGUCGCGCCCUAGCUCAAGAGCAUCUCCACGACUGUCAAACGAAUCAGGCGAGUACUCAAUGACGAGGACAACAAGACGAAUACGAUCAUCGUCAGCAUCCUCGCCACGCUCGCCUAGGUUCUCUAGUCCUGCGCGUGCUGAACCUAUUAAUCGGAAUGAACAGCCAUGGUCCACUCAAAGUAAUAAAUAUGAUUACGCAAGAAUAACGCUUAUAAGUUCCCACUUUAUCGUCGCAAAUGCAGAAGAUUGGUCGCAGACAAUGCUCACCCUCGCCAACGAGGUGUCCUCCUAG